GCGGUCGGGAAUUAUGUAAGAAUCGUGUAUUGUUCGAAGCGGGAUUGAUUCCUGUGUUCCGUCGGUACUGGCCGCAGCCCGUGUGGGUGGGACUGUGCCCGGAUCCUGGUCGAGCCUUCUCGUAGCACCUUAUAUGGCGCGGGACGGGUCCCGGGCGCGCGCCUCGCCGCACACACACCACCGCAGGCGCAGAUAAUACAGGGGCGGAUACAGAGGGGCGACGCCUAGGGGCAUAGACUUUUGAACUUUGUACUGGUGCUCUGAGCCUUAUUUUCCACUUCCGGUAUGUGCGUCGUGGUAUAGUGCGCGCGGUGCGGGGAGGUGCGGCGUGGCGUAGGGCAUGCGGCGGCGGCCCCCGAAACAGAAAACUUGUAAGGCGGUCUGACGAUACCGUUAAGGUCGCCCCCUGCAGCAUAAUAGGGAGCCAUACGCCUCGGCGGAAAGACGGGUGCGACACGCACUCGUGAUCUAGAGGGAGGUCGGGCGUGGUGCGGGCGGCGGCCGCGAGCCCGGCACCAUGGCUACGGUGGAAGGGCGGCCGGCGCAGUACGGCGUCACGCUGCGCCAGCUGCGCGAGCUCAUGGAGUCGCGCGGCGCGGAGGGGCUGGCCAAGAUCAACGCGCUCGGCGGACCCCAGGAGAUCUGCAAGAAGCUGUACACCUCACCCACAGAUGGUCUUAGCGGUUCGAAGGCGGACAUGCAACAUAGGCGCGAGGUGUUCGGAUCGAACUUAAUCCCGCCAAAACCUCCAAAAACGUUCCUUACACUAGUCUGGGAGGCGCUGCAAGACGUAACGCUUAUUAUUCUUGAAGUAGCUGCCGUGGUCUCGUUAGGGUUGAGUUUCUACAAACCGUCCGAAGAUGAGGAGGAUAUUGAUCCCGCGCAUCUGGACGAGGAGGAGGGCCAUUACCAGUGGAUUGAGGGGCUGGCGAUCUUAAUAUCUGUUAUAGUAGUCGUGAUAGUUACAGCGUUUAACGAUUAUACGAAAGAAAGACAAUUUAGAGGGCUCCAAUCUCGAAUAGAAGGGGAACACAAGUUCGCGGUGGUUAGAGCCAACGAGGUGAAGCAGGUGCCUAUAAGCGAGAUAGUCGUGGGGGACAUCUGCCAGAUCAAGUAUGGCGACCUGCUGCCAGCGGACGGGAUACUGCUGCAGAGUAAUGACCUCAAGAUUGAUGAAUCGUCGCUGACGGGUGAAUCGGACCAUGUGAAGAAGGGGGAGGCUUUUGAUCCUAUGGUGCUAUCCGGUACUCACGUUAUGGAAGGUUCUGGUAAAAUGUUGGUGACUGCUGUGGGUGUGAACUCUCAGGCCGGUAUCAUCUUCACUCUGCUGGGAGCCGCCGUCGACAAACAGGAGAAGGAGAUCAAGCAGAUGAAGAAGGAAGCUAAAAAGCAACAGAAGAAGGGAGCCCAAACCCAAAGCCAGCGCAAGAGUCUCACAGACGGUAGCGAUGGGAACGCACUAACGAAAGGGGCGGCGCCAGGUGACGACGAAGGGGCCAACAGCCACGGGAACCACGCGGACAACCACGUCGCCCCGGCCGACAAGCCCGCGCCGGAAUCCGGACACAAGAAGGAGAAGUCGGUGCUGCAGGCCAAACUCACCAAGCUGGCUAUUCAGAUUGGUUACGCCGGUUCUACCAUCGCGGUGCUGACGGUGAUAAUCCUGGUGAUCCAGUUCUGUGUUCGCACGUUCGUGUUGGACGGCAAGGUGUGGAAGGCGACGUACAUCAAUAACCUGGUGAAGCAUCUCAUCAUCGGUGUCACGGUGCUCGUCGUAGCUGUCCCCGAAGGUCUACCGCUCGCUGUCACGCUGUCGCUCGCUUAUUCUGUUAAAAAAAUGAUGAAAGACAACAACUUGGUACGGCAUCUAGACGCUUGCGAGACGAUGGGCAACGCCACUGCCAUCUGCUCCGACAAGACCGGCACCCUCACCACCAACCGCAUGACGGUCGUCCAGUCCUACAUCUGCGAGAAGCUGUGCAAGGUCACCCCCAACUACCGGGAUAUACCCAAGGAGGUGGCCGAGACCAUGAUCGAGGGCAUCUCCGUCAAUAGCGCUUUUACCUCCCGGAUUAUGCCUUCCCAAGAUCCCACCGCGCCACCUAUGCAAGUCGGUAACAAGACGGAGUGCGCACUUCUCGGCUUCGUAGUCGGUCUCGGUCAGAGCUACGAGCUGGUGCGAGAGCGGUACCCUGAGGAGUCCUUCACCAGGGUCUACACCUUCAACUCCGUUAGGAAGAGCAUGUCCACCGUCAUACCUUACAAGGGCGGCUACAGACUGUAUACCAAGGGUGCUUCGGAAAUUGUGUUAAAAAAAUGCGCAUUCAUCUACGGUCACGAGGGUCGGUUGGAGAAGUUCACUCGCGACAUGCAGGACCGGCUCGUGCGGCAGGUGAUUGAGCCCAUGGCGUGCGACGGCCUCCGGACCAUCUCGGUCGCCUACCGGGACUUCGUGCCGGGGAAGGCGGACAUCAACCAGGUGCACAUAGACCAAGAGCCGAACUGGGACGACGAGGACAAUAUAGUGAACAACCUGACGUGCCUGUGUGUUGUCGGUAUCGAGGACCCGGUCAGACCUGAGGUGCCCGAGGCUAUCCGCAAGUGUCAGAAGGCGGGCAUCACAGUCCGCAUGGUGACGGGCGACAACGUGAACACGGCGCGCUCCAUCGCCGUCAAGUGUGGCAUCCUCAAACCCACUGACGACUUCCUCAUACUCGAGGGUAAAGAGUUCAACUCGAGGAUCCGGGACGCUAAUGGAGAGGUGCAACAACACCUAAUAGACAAGGUGUGGCCGAAACUCCGCGUGUUAGCUCGCUCGUCGCCGACGGACAAGUAUACACUGGUGAAGGGCAUGAUAGAAUCCAAGGCGUUUGACACGCGUGAGGUCGUGGCUGUGACGGGUGACGGCACCAACGACGGACCCGCGCUCAAGAAGGCCGAUGUCGGAUUCGCUAUGGGUAUCGCCGGUACGGACGUAGCCAAGGAGGCGUCUGACAUCAUCCUGACUGACGACAACUUCUCGUCGAUAGUGAAGGCCGUCAUGUGGGGCCGCAACGUGUACGACUCCAUAGCGAAAUUCCUCCAGUUCCAGCUCACUGUGAACGUUGUCGCUGUUAUUGUGGCCUUCAUCGGCGCCUGUGCGAUACAGGACAGUCCUCUCAAGGCGGUACAAAUGUUAUGGGUGAACUUGAUCAUGGACACGCUGGCGUCACUUGCGCUGGCGACGGAGAUGCCCACGGCGGACCUGCUGCAGCGCAAACCGUACGGCCGCACCAAGCCGCUCAUCUCCCGCACCAUGAUGAAGAACAUCCUCGGCCAGGCCGUCUACCAACUGUUCAUUAUCUUCUCACUCUUGUUUGUUGGUGACCGCAUACUGAACAUCCCGUCGGGCCGCUACCAGGAGGUCGGCGCGGAGCCGACACAGCACUUCACCAUCAUCUUUAACACUUUCGUCAUGAUGACGUUGUUCAACGAGAUCAACGCGCGCAAGAUACACGGCCAGCGAAACGUGUUCGAGGGGCUGUUCACUAACCCGAUAUUCUACUCGAUAUGGAUCGGCACGGCGCUCUCGCAGGUGAUAAUAAUCCAGUUCGGCGGUAUGGCGUUCAGCACGGCGGGGCUGAGCGUGGACCAGUGGCUGUGGUGCCUGUUCUUCGGCGCCGGGACGCUCGUGUGGGGACAGCUCGUCACCUCCAUACCCACGCGCAAGAUACCCAAGAAGCUUUCGUGUACCGGUUGCGAAAUACGCAUUAUCAUCGGUCGAGAGCCAACGAGAUGGGGCCGAGGCCAGCCCGACCCCGAAACGAUCCAGCCGGGCCCCGACUACGACUCCGACCUCGACAAGAAGCCCCGCGCGGGCCAGAUCCUGUGGAUCAGGGGCCUCACGCGCCUCCAGACUCAGCUCCGCGUGGUGCGCGCGUUCAAGUCGACGCUCGAGGACCUCGAGGAGCGACUGUCGGCGCACAGCGCGGCCGGGCUCCGCUCGCGGCUGCGCGCGCCCCCGCAGGACAUCGCCUACAUCGACGACGACGGCCCCGCACGCACCGAGACCACCAUAUUCUGAACGCACACGCACGCCGCGACACGCACACACGCCACUGUACCCGCCCCCGCGCUGACGUCGCACGGGGGCACCUUUCGUUUUGUUUGUUUGCGACGCGCCCGCGCGCAAUUCGUACUUAAAAUCUCCCUGCGCAAUCUCGAUCGCUUGUCGCGGUUUCUCCGUUUCGGACGACGGAUCGUCGAAUAUCGUAAAUUUGAUUAAGUGUUAAAUUUUUAGAUGUAGUUAGUCGAUAGCAAUAAAGUAUGUGUAGACGGAGGCCCGGUGGGAGGCUCCGACCAACGUGCCUGCGAUGUUUCAUAUUACCCGUUCGAGAGUUUAACGCGUCGACCGAGUGUCGCCUAGCGAGCGACCCGGCCGCUCGAAUGUAUAACGUACGCGUGGAACGCUUCAGUUCAUGGAUAUAUUGUAAAUAAUUAGGACGUUUCUCGACCUGCUGUUUGUAUAUCGGAGAACUACUAUUUUAUAAAUCUUAUAUCUUUGGAAUUGUACCUCUAUCUUAUGAGCCCUAGCUUUUAUCGAUAUACCUAGCGCCUAUACACUUUGUAAAACUUUUAUCUCUUUCGCACCUUUUACCGUGUAGGUAGUCGAAGCGGAUGGAAUUUACGAGAACGACUCGAUAACGGCUUUCGUGUUUUGUUUCAUAGUAAAUUUUGGGACCACUUUAACCCGUUUCUGCCUAUAACAGGGAUACAAUUAGACCUACAGAUACGAUACGUUAUUUUAGUCGAGAUAUACAUAGAGAACGAUUUGUAAUAUCUAUUAUAGCCAUGUCUACCUGAAGUUCAGUAUGAAUGGACUCACCCUGUCGAUGUAUGAGUCGAGUGUGAGCGACUAGCACUAGCACUAGCUGUGCAGUCGCGUCGUAUUGGGCGCCAGUCUCAGUAAGAACGCUCUAUUUCAGAUGUUAACGGUAAGUGUAGGUCUGAGUCGAGUAGGCUUCGCAGGAAGCCGCCCGCCCCAGUGCUGAAGUAGGUACACUACAGUACAGUUCAGUAGAGCAUGAGACCCGUGUUGCACGUUGUAUGUCCUCGGUACAUACACUCUGGCUUAACGAUUUACGACCUUACCGUCUAAGUACGAUAACACAGUAUCGCUCACGAGUAGGGUAGCGUUAUGACGUUUACUUAUUGUAAGGUGAACAACCGAGCGGCCAUUUUGUGGCACGCACGUGUCGACAAAAUGGCGGCUGUUAGAUUGUAAGUACAGAGUAUCAAUUUGAGAUGUUACUAAAUUUUUGGUCUAGUGUUGUUUUUUUUUUUAUUAAUUUUGCUUCGCAUGUAUAUGUGUGAUCAUGCUUAUGUUACAGCGUUUGCAUGUAUACAGAUGUCUGUGAGUAUGCACAAGGUGUUAUUUUUAUUAGAUGUUUGGUAGCGUUGUCAUUUGAUUUGAUCUUUAAUGCUUCUUUUAUUUAUUAAGUAUUUUAAAACGCUAGAUUUGCUUUAAUAAACUUCGAAUUUUGAAUAAGUUCAGCUUCUCGAAACUACCAAACCUCUAACUCUAGUGUAUAAGCGAAUGUUUAAAACGAAAAGAAUAUAAUAUCUCCACCUAAAUUUACACAAUAAAUAGAAAAUAAGCAUCAAACCAUAAAACAUAAAGGUGUUUGUAUUUUUUAUUUUUAUCGUUGACUCGGUUGUGUGAGUACUUAUUUUCUUAUGAAGUUAUUUUCUUUGUCUUACUGCUUUUUUGUUACUUAUAUUUUAGUUUUAAAUACUACUUACAUACUUAACCGGCAUAAACAUUAGUUUAAAAACUCAUUUUAAUAAAAGUAUUUAUUUCAA
Aricia agestis (brown argus) is the source of this 5841-nucleotide messenger RNA. It is a transcript of the gene PMCA, whose product is annotated as plasma membrane calcium-transporting ATPase 3. The transcript has 26 exons. The record is from RefSeq and is a predicted model, not a curated record. Gene Ontology annotation, molecular function: P-type calcium transporter activity; ATP binding; ATP hydrolysis activity. Lineage: Eukaryota; Metazoa; Arthropoda; Insecta; Lepidoptera; Lycaenidae. Gene Ontology annotation, cellular component: intracellular membrane-bounded organelle; membrane. The coding region runs from base 518 to 4063 and encodes 1181 amino acids. Gene Ontology annotation, biological process: calcium ion transmembrane transport; regulation of cytosolic calcium ion concentration.